CCACCAUCAAUCUCACAAUUGUCCACCUUGGGACAGCCUGCCUAUCGCCUGCUGCGUACCUACCCCGCUGCUCGACCCUCGCACGCUUUCUCAAGUCGACGUUCGCUAGCACAGACAGCCUUGACGUCUCACUCAUCAGCUAUGAGGUGAUUGAGCCGAUCUCCGUUCCGCCACUCAAAAUUCGACUCCGCACUGCCUGCCCUCGCAAACCAGCGGCACCUAAUGUUCUCUUGACUUGCUCCAUCCCUACCUAAGUGUUCAUUCUGUCGUCGCCUCAUCGACUCGCCUCCAACGUCCAGCCUGUCCUCGACGAUGCGGGCUGGCGGUCAGGCAGUGGACCUGGCCGCCCUUGCGGUUCGGCAGGUCGGCAGCUCGAAUGCGACUGGCAUCGUCACCAGCAUCAAUCCUAGCGACGAUUCAGUCUUUCUCCACGUGUCCCCAGCAGAAAGUCAGGCUAUUAUCGCAGGAUUGGUGUACUUCUCAUUAUGGCUAGGAGCCCUAGGCUGGGAUGUCGUCAGCACGCUGGGCUUCGAUCUCAUGCUUGUGCGGAACACAAAUUGGAGAUCAAUACCGUCAGGUAUUCAUUCCAUCGCCUAUAUGCUCAGCAGGUACUUGAACGUAGCCUGGAUCUGCAUGGCCGUGACGACUCCCAUUGUUCGCAGCAACGAUUGCCACAUCAGAGCUAUCACUAGUGCAACCCUUUUCGCCUUGGGUCUGGCUGCUACCACGCUCGUCUUCCUCUUGCGCACGGCGGCGAUUUGGCGGCUCAAGCCCAUCGUAGUGAUCCCCCUCACCAUCUCUUGGAUCGCCGUGCUGGCACUCAGCGUCACGCUUCCGAUCAAUUUGAACGGUGUGCAGCUCGGGGGCGAGUGGUGUACGCUCGACGUGUCUCACAUCACGGCGCUCGGCGUGGUGGCAUGCGUCUUCGUCUUCGACAGCCUGUGCCUUUUCCUGACCGUGCUGCGACUCAAUCGUACCGGCUGGCGGGGAUUGCUGCGAGGGUUACUGCCCGGGAUGUGGCUAUCAUCCAGGAGGAAGCAAGAGGAAGCGUACGGCGAGCCAGAACCCUCAGAGGACUCGGUGGCAGUCAUGCUAGUGGAGCGUACCGUGGCGUUCUUUUCAAUUCAGUUCGUCAUACUCAUCAGCGCGGUUGCAGUCUACUACGCCACCGAGCAGGUCGCUUUCCGGCUGAUGCAGAUUGUUGCAUGCCAGGCCAUAAGCGCCAUCAUGGCCGGUCGUCUGUUCCGCCGCGCUUGGUUCUUGACGCGUCAGCAACAAAGGGCUAUCGCCAGGCAGAUCGCCCAGCCGAGUCCGCCAAGCUACUCUGCUCGCUACCUGGAAGACGACGUCAGCUUCAAGUUCGAUGAAGUGGCACUGGCAGCCGGUGGUGCCAUGUCUCCAUCUCUGGUCCGACCAUCCGCCGUAGAGAGCUCAUGCCUUCCACCAGGUGCAGCGAUGGGAUCAGGCAUCGGCGACGCGCCCAUCUCCAAUGUUGCGAGGCGGAAAAGCAGCAAAGCAGCUUUGACAGCCGCCGCACUCGCUGACGAAGAUCUGUACGUCGAGGGAGAGUUUCCCAAGACAGGUUCCACUCGGUCUUUGCUCCUUCCCAAAGACUCGUACACUUCUAUUGGCACCACUUCUGCAGCGCAGCGGUACGCGGCUAGGCACGUCAGAGAGAGAAGGUCGUCAGGAGAUGGGCCUGAUGAUGUGUCUAUUUUUGUGCCGAUGGAUGGCACGCUUCUCAGCGCGCAUCGUCGCCAAACACUGCCAGCGACGCUGCGGCCGUCCAGAUCAGCAAAAGUGUCACGACAGACACUUGAGGAUACUACGAAGUGGCCCGCGGGACCGAGCAACUAUGCCGGCUGGUGGAAGACUGGAGGCUCUGCGCAUGAUGAUCGGGCAGUGUCCAGCGGUCGACGGAGUACAGAUACGUCCCAGUCCAUAUACGAAGUUCCGAGACGUCCUGUCACGAGCCACUCCUCGUCUUCACGAUCAUCGACGUCUCGCAACCAGGUCGCACACACGCCUUCAGCUGCGCCCAGUAUCUUUGAAAUCACCCGACAAGUGCAGCCUUCCGUCGGCAGGGCCAGUGCUGGUCCGGAGGUGCUUCGCGAUGCACUAGCUACAAGAGAGUCGGUUGCAGUGCCGCCUCUCGCUGCGACCCCAGGUCGCCGCCGCCGACCCGCCACGGCGCCUUCGCAAAGAGACGAUCUGAACCAGAGACCGAAGCGGAGCAUUCUUUUCAUCGACUCUGCGCGAGCUCGACGCGGUAACUUUGUGCCCAACGACCACGAGUUGGCUGAAUUCCCGUUGCGUCCCCCACGCACAGAGUCAGGCAGAGACUUCGUCGCGUCGCCCUCGAUUCUGGGCGCCGCCCGAAUUCCGACGCCGAGAGACCGAUCAGCCUACGAUCUCGAUGCCCUCAAAGCUGCUGCCUCUCUCGACGAUAGGUCACGCUACGAGGAUGCUGGUCUAGGCUCGGCGCCGCCCUCUAUGAUCACUUUCGGCGCAUCGCCCGAGAGCACUACUAGGCGAAGCGUUGCAACGUUCGCAGAUGGGCCGGCUUUCGUACGGGAUGUUCCGGCAGUCUCGUCAAAUCCAAAUGAGCGGCGACGCGAGCGACCUGCUCUGUCUGGAGUUGAAGCAGGAACGGCGACGACGACGCCGGCGCCGGCGCCGCCGACUUCCACUGAAGUGCACGAUGCGCUAUUUGCCUUCAGACAGACUAUUGACGACGAUGCAGCUGAGCUCUCCCGCGAAAUCUCCAGACCCCAUACCAGAGAGGAGAGCAAGCAACGCACUCAGAGCAGCGCGGAAACGGAUGAUGAUCGUCCUCGAACCUCGCGAGGAGGACCGCUCUCGGGUUUCGGCCAACCGCGCAUUGGCACAGCUGAUUCCACUGCGAGUCGGAACGACGGUAGGCCAACAACAAGUCAUGGCCGACCAGACGAAAUGCCGCGGCCUUUGACGGGACAUGGCAAGCACGGCUCAAGCACUGGCGGGCGCUUCCAGCGCAUCCCGCUCGAGUCGCAGUCUAGCAGCGAUCUUCGAGGUCAGGCUCAGGACGUCGCCACCAGAUCCGCGCUCUCCGACGAGCCAGAACAGCAGAAGUCGGCCAUUGCCGAGCAAUUCGAGCGCUUGGCAGCGGCCGCAGCACGUCCCUCUGCUGACUUCGAGGCAUUGCCUUCGAGCGGAAGUGGGGAGCACGAGGCACGGAGCGCUGUGCAAAAAUUGAGCGGUCUGAGGCCGAAGCUGGAUCGCGUAUCCAGCGACAACGUCAUAGAAAGUCUGGACUCCUAGAGCUGCUCUGCCCUUCAGAUGGUAGCUACAUCAGAUGUGAAUGGCACUUCUGUACCUAUACCCAGCGAUCGUACGCUUGGCGACCCCGCAUCAACCACUCACUCUUUUUGAGCGUCCACAACGUUCUUCCUCACUUGGCCUGUGUCACUGCAGUUGCUUCUCGACUCAUGAU
Molecule: messenger RNA, 3472 nt
Organism: Ceraceosorus guamensis
Lineage: Eukaryota; Fungi; Basidiomycota; Exobasidiomycetes; Ceraceosorales; Ceraceosoraceae
Exons: 4
Coding region: 313-3300 (995 amino acids)
Source: RefSeq, a predicted model, not a curated record